UGUCAUUGUUGAUUUUAAAUCAAAUUUGAAUCCGUCAAGUUAGCGUAAAAAUGAGUGGCCAAGUUCCAGCUCGUUGCAAUUACAUCAACUACGACAUUUAUUUCGGCGUGGUUCCAGUCGGCACCACUGUUGUAAAGCCCUACCACAUCAGGAACCAAUACAAUGAAGUUGUCUCGUACCUUGUAACCAGAAACACUCGCAUCAGUCCCAUUUACCACGUCUUUGAUGCCAAUAAAUACGAAACGAAGCUUGACCCCGGCCGAGAAUUGGUUCUAAAAAUCAGUUAUUCCCCCAACAUCCCUGGAACGAAAAACUACGAUUAUUUCACAGUCAACGACAGUCGACAAAAUUUCUAUCGUCUGUGCUUAAGAGGGGAAUGUUCAGGCCCUUUGGUCACCACUUCCAUUAGAAACUUAAACUUACUGAAAACACCCAAACAAAAAAUUGUGAAACAAAUUUUCACUCUUAGUAAUAGUUCGGAAUGUUGUGCAAGGUUCCAGUUCGACUGUAUUAGACACGAACAGGGGGUUUUUGCAGUGGAGCCAGUCGAAGGGGUGAUCCAACCCCAAGAACAUGUCUACAUAGAAGUGAGAUUUUCACCCCAAAAUCACCGAUUUUACUCGCGACAACUCGCAUGUCUCAUCCUGUACCAUGAACCGAUUUUGAUCAACUUAUUUGGGAUUUAUUCAAACACCGAUUAUGACCUAACUCAGUCACCUCUCAGGUACUACCAACUACCCUACGAGGAAACUGUGAGUUUUGCAGGAUAUUUAAGCGACAGUGUAACUCUUAAAUAUGUCCCACCACCGGUUUCUUUCACUGUUAAUUAUCUCGAUUUUGGACGAAUGUUACCAGAAAGUUCGUGUCAAACCUUGACGACAAGUUUCACAAACCAUAUGGAAACUCAAGUGGAAGUCGAGUGGGAGAAAACUGAACUGUUUCGAAUUUACCCGGAAAAACUAGAAAUUCCGGGGAAAAUGUCCGCUUUGUAUGAGUGUAGAUUUCACCCAAGUGUCAAGUGUAGACUAUCAUCGGCCAUAAUCAACGGCUUUGUCACGUGGACCCCCACAGAGGAGGACAACCCGCUUACCAUAAACGUCCCCAUCCCUGUAUCUCUACGUUUUAUUGGACACAGUUUUCCGGGAAAACAAGCAUGGAUACCCUCAAUUUCCAUAAUCCCAAACAACGUUAUUCUCCCGUUAUGUCUCCCAAAUCUCCCCUCUUGGACAACAUUUAUGAUAGAAGCCCAUGGCCAUUUGCCUGUCCUUUUCAAACUCCUACCCCCACGCAAAACGAAUUUCAUAAUGAAGCCAAUGGUUGGUCUAGUCCGAACAUUUCAAAUUAUUGUAGUCCAACUCGAAAGCAAUUCCACUGAACCAACUUCAUACAUCGAAAAAUGGAAUAUCGAACUCAACGGGCGCGAAAGCUCGAGCCCCAUUUACGUCAAAGCCCAAACUGACGUUCCGAGACUCGUUGUGGGGUACGAAAACUGUAUCAAAUUCGAGCCAAUGCAGCCUGGAACCCAGACCAGUAUUUAUGUCCCCCUCGCGAAUGUCUCCUCGUGUCACAUCCAGUAUGAAUUUUUGACUUCUGAGUAUUUUGGGGUCGUGACCCCCCGAGGAGUGUUGGCCCCCAACGAGGAGAUUUUUCUCACUUGUUGGUACCAAUCCGAUUUAAGUCAAAUUGGGGAAAGCAAUUUUUCGGUGAAUUGUCGAAUUCAGUGCAUGUACAAGGAAAGUGUGCUAAUUGGGGAACCUGUGGAUGUGCCUGUCACGGUUUUCGUAGAAGUGGUUUAUUCCGAGCUGUGUGCUUUCCCGAGCGUUUUUAAAUGCGGCCAAAUCGAAUACGGGAAGACAAUCACGACUUGCUUCCACAUUUUCAAUUUCGGAUACUCUAACAUAAAUUUCAAAUUAUGCCAUGAUCAUGAUUUGAAAGACGUUGUUUUGUAUCCGGCUUAUGGGAGAUGCGGCUCUCGUGAAAAACUCUUGGUCAAUGUCCAAUUCACUUUGAAUAAUUUGGGGAAACGGAGUCUACACAUUGGGUAUACAAACCGCCUCAACGAAUUUUCAGAAAAUGUCAUUAAUGAGGGAACCAAAAGCAUUUUCCGGAUUGAAUACGACUGCAUCUGUGCCACUCUCCAAAUCACUGAUUUGCUGGAACACAAUUUAGGUGGCUUGUUUAGUAACAGCGACUUGUGGUGUUUCUUGAAAAUAGACGAGAUCAAUGCUGCAUUAAAGGAAACAAAUCAAGGGGAAAUAUCGCGAGUCGAUUUGUGUGUCCCCGACUGUGAAAUUUCCCAAAAACUCUUCUACUUAGUCUUUGUCAUAAAAAAUGUGUCAAAUGCCGAUAUGAGAGUGGCUUUAAAAAGACGAAAAGUGUGCGAUUGUGAACAAAAACAAUCCGAUGAGAGUCUCACUUUCAGAAUUAAAGUCUACGAUUGCCCCCACAAAGAUCUAUUCUCCCUAGAAUUGACCAAUCCUUUUAUGCCAGCCAAUUCCGCUCAACGCCUCAUCCUCAAAAUCAAACACACCCUCCCUGACCAAAACAUGCUCUCCUACAUCCUCGAAAUGACCAAUGAGAGGACAAUCAUCUUCAACAUUUUAGUCAACAGUAUUGCGCCUGAUUCGUACGUUUUAUCAGUUUACAAGUUGGAUUACAAGCUAGAUUUGGGCUUUGUUUACAUCGGGUUGAGGGAAGCCCCCGUGUUGGCCUUCUGGCUGUACAACAACACGGCCGAAGCUGUGCCCUACAAGCUGGACGAUCUUGAAAUCGUAAAAUUGUGCAAUCAAGACGGCUUUCCCGUUUUAAAAUCCCUCACCUCGCUAGGUUUUAUCAAAGCGCGAAGUCGGGCACCACUUUUGUUCAAGUUUUGGCCGAUUGAAGUCAAGUGUUACAAAGUUAUAGUGCCCCUGAUGCUAGGGACGCAGCCUGCGACACUGCAAAUUGAAGGCUACGGGACGGACCAAAUAAAACAAUGCGAAUUUAAAGAUGUUGCAAAUUUGGCCCAAAAACCGUUGUACAACAAUGUUGUGAGUUUGUCGGUGGAUCGCCUAGUGGUGGAGCCACUUUUGGUGGCGAGUUCCACCCAACGGUUGUUCUUCAUUCGGAAUCGGGACCGAAAUCAUCGGAUUCAGUAUCGAUGGAAAACGUGCUUAAUCGAUGGUUUGGUGAAAAUGGAAGCGUUAACUAAUGACGGGUUCUUGAAACCUCAAGAAGCCCAACCUGUGAUACUAAAAAUUUCAUCCCUGAAUGAACCUUGCAGUGUUGAACCUUUAUUUUCUUGUGAAUUUGUUGAUUACGACCAGUUAUUGUCGUACAACGAAUCUGCGAAGUUAUUAAAUGAGAGACGGAGAAGUUCACUCAAGGAAUUCAUAAUAUCGGGUGAAACUGAAGAAAAUGAAAAUAAAGAAAUUGAAGACAUUGAAUUACCACCAAUGCCCGAAUUCUUUAAUAUUACAUUGCCGGUAACAAUUAACGUUAUUGGGUACUCGGACCGCGACACUUGUCUUUCCCUCGAAUCCCAAAUGAAGCAAAAACCUUGUGAUACAAUCCCCAUCGACGUCGAUCAAUUUUUAGAAGAAUAUUUCAAAGCAACUGAAGAAAAAGAACGUCCAAUUAGACCGCCAAUCGAAAAAAUAACCCAAGAAGAAUGUAAAAUUGACGAACCACUCAUUGCGAAAGAACUAACAAAAAAUGUUCUCGAAUAUUUAGCCAGUGAUGCUGUCUUCUGUGACUAUUUCCGCGAGAAAAUACACAUCAUGAAAAACGAACCCAACCCCCUGUACUCGCAAAUUAAACUCGAGGAAAAGGCCAAACAACACGAGACGAAAAAAUUCUUCACUCAAGCAAAAUUGUCGGAAAUUGGCGAAAUUUCCAAAGAAGCGGUGACGCAUAGUUUGGAGGCAACGUUUCAUGUGGGGCCUUUUGCGAGAAAAACUGAUAGGUUUGUAUGAUUUAUUUUUGACAAAAUGGGUCUUCAAUUCGGCGAAAAACAGCUAGGAACUUGUCGCCCUCGUUUCGAGUCACUUUCUGGCCUUCUUCAGAGCUAUCAAAGAGUUUGUCCACCACUGGAUCAAGUUUCUGUAAUCAAGUAAUUGUAAAAAUGAAAGUGGGAGUAGUUUCGUGUACCAGUUCCUCAUCAGGGAUUUGUUCAAAUAAAGGAUGUUCAU
Molecule: messenger RNA, 4169 nt
Organism: Tribolium madens (black flour beetle)
Lineage: Eukaryota; Metazoa; Arthropoda; Insecta; Coleoptera; Tenebrionidae
Exons: 14
Coding region: 51-3953 (1300 amino acids)
Source: RefSeq, a predicted model, not a curated record